CUCGUUGCCCCCGCCCUCAGAGGGCGCUGCGGUGGGUGGGGUCACGCUGCACGCGGACAUUUGUGCGUCCGGCAGCCUCAACGUCUUGUGCGGCGACUUUCAGUGUGCGCGAGAAGAACUCUGCCGAUUCUUCAGCUGCACACAGACACACACACAAACACACACGAGUGUCGAUGUCGCAUCCAUCGUGUGUAGCGUGCCUACGCGAUGGCAGUGGGUGCGGCAGCUUCUGGAUGAAUGGAUUAUCCGCAGUCUUGCCCCUGCAGACGCAAGCCAGCCACACACUCAUGCAAUGCAGCAGACAGACAUGUCUGUCAGUCCCGACUGUGCGGCCUACGUACUGGUCGCCGAACUCCUCCUCGAUGGUCUUCCUGUCGUCAGCAUUUUUAUGGCCGAUGAACAACACCACAUCACUUGGGCCGCUAGCGCCCGGCGUCAGGGGGACCAUGGAAGCCUUCAGGUCGCCGACGGUGCUGAACCUGCCCGCCGCCAUGUAGUCUCUAGAAUCCAAGGGGAGGAGGUCGGGGGGGUCGCUGUCAUCGUAACGCGACACGAAGUAGCGAAUGGUUGGCCCGGGGGGACAAGUGGUCCACUUUGAUGGGCGCUGUGUGGGCGGGCAGACCUCCUCUGACACUGCAUGAUGGACACACACACACACACGAGUGUCGAUGUCGCAUCCAUCGUGUGUAGCGUGCCUACGCGAUGGCAGUGGGCGCAGCAGCUUCAAGAUGAAUGGGUCAUCCUCACUCUUGCCCCUGCACACCACACGCAAGCCAGCCACACACUCAUGCAAUGCAGCAGACAGACAUGUCUGUCAGUCCCGACUGUGCGGCCUACGUACUGGUCGCCGAACUCCUCCUCGAUGGUCUUCCUGUCGUCAGCAUUUUCAUGGCCGAUGAACAACACCACAUCACUUGGGCCGCUGGCGCCCGGCGUCCAUGGAAGCCUUCAGGUCGCGGACGGUGCUGAAUCUGCCCGCCGCGAUAUGGUCAGUAAAAUCCAAGGGCAGGAGGUGGUAAGAAGUGGCAUCGUAACGUGGCAAGAAGAAGCGAAUGGUUGGCCCGGGGGGAUGGGUGAUCCACUUUGAUGGGCACGUCAUCUUGCUCCUUUGCUGUGCACCCACGAGGUUUGUUGAACAGAUCUUUUGCUUGACUAAGCCGCAGAUCUGGCCGGAUGCCUCUCCCCC
This is a messenger RNA of Vitrella brassicaformis, 1186 nucleotides long. The record is from the annotation of a GenBank genome assembly. NCBI's taxonomy places the organism in Eukaryota, Vitrellaceae.